AUGUGCAUUAUGAACGAUUGAUGAAUUCAGAUGGGAAAAAAUUUUUUCUUGCAGACGCCAUCCGAGGUCUCUUCGCGGCCUUUAUACUGCACUUGGUGUGUUGGAUUUAGUUGGUGGAGGAAUAAGAUUGGCUGCGGAUGCAACGAAUCUUGGAGGAUCAGUUUUAUCGGUCCUUCAAAUGCUUUCGCCUCAACAACAGCUUGGCGGCAGUGCAGAUAUGCAAUAUCCACAGGAUAUGCAAUUACAAAAUCUGCAGGAUAUGCAGAAUACUCAGUUUCCACAAAAUAUGCAAUCGCAACCUUGUACCGCGACAUUCUCGUACUACGCUUCCAAUGGGAACCCAGUUUACCUUUGUGAAUGUCCUGGUGGAACCUCGUAUCAGUAUCUCAGAUGUGUGAAUCCGAAUGAAUCUGGUACUCCAGAUGUGCAAAAUUCGAACGAUAUGCAGCAACAGAAUGUACAAGAAGUCCAGGAGCAACCUUGUACUGCGACAUUCUCGUACUAUGCCUCCGAUCGCCGUCCUGUCUACCAAUGCGACUGUCCUGGAUAUGGAAUUUCUUAUCAGUACUCUCGGUGCGUAUCGCCGAGAUAG
Molecule: messenger RNA, 592 nt
Organism: Cylicostephanus goldi
Lineage: Eukaryota; Metazoa; Nematoda; Chromadorea; Rhabditida; Strongylidae
Source: the annotation of a GenBank genome assembly